UCCCUGCGCUUUUGCAUGCAGCCUGAAUUAGAUUUCCCGAGGCAGUCAGUAAUCUGAGGAUUCCCUCUUGCUGUGGUUUAUUUUUACACUAAACUUUAGGAUUCCGUCCUUUCUGCUCUGGUUGAGAAUGACACAAUACUGGGUGACAGUGAACAACAAUCUGUAGAAUGAGUAAAGCCUCGUUUCGGAUGGUCACUUAGAAUAUUUCACCCAGUGGUGCCUCCAGUUGUCUCGGGAUUAAAAUAGCCGUAACUACUUUAAAAUAGUAACUUUUCGUAUGUAUUUUAUCCCAUUAAAAAUAAACCAAAUAACUUUUCAAAAGCCUACUUCCAUGGAACUUUGAGCAGUCGCUUUACCUUAGUCAUCAAACGUAACUAGAAGCAGUUAUCUCAUUGUUGCCAGCUGUCUGAAUCAUAAGGCCGUUUGGUCUUAGAUAUGGAAAGGGCCUUAGAAAGCCCCUGUCCAGUGUCCAGACAUUGCCUUCUGAGAAGCUGUUGAAACAGAAUCAGGCCAGGACUCAGGGCUGCAGCUUUCCAGUCCAGGCUUCCCCCACAACCCUGCUAACGGCUGCCCUUUACGCAGGUUUCAGGCCAGGGUUCUGAGAAAUGUGCUAGUGAUGCACAAGAUCCCUCAGUUGGUAAGACUCCUUUGUUCCCAGAGGACUCAACGUUGUGUAAAAUCUCUGUCGCGCCUUUUAUGAUACGAUACUGAACAGUAUCUUUCCGGAAGUCCAAAUCCAGGUUGCUAGAUUGAACCCGAGGGUAACAGCUUUGAGUCCAGCGAGCUCUCAGUAGAUGAUUUUUGGUACAAGUGAUUUUCAUCCGUUUUAUUUUUAUUUGAUUUGAGACCUGUUCAUCUUGUCACUAGUUAAUACUUUCAUUUUCACCCAGUAAAUUAAUAAAGGCAGUAAAUAAAAAUAGACAUCAGCCUUUCCCCCCAGAUCCAAGUUGGUUGAAGAGCGUCUUUUGAGUCUGUGUAUUCUUUUCACAGACGUGUUUAUUGAUACGAUCCGUCCUUUGCAAGGAAAGCCUUAAAGUGCUAAGAGAGAUGGGAAAGGAAGCCUUGAAGUGAGACGGGAGGGUAUUAGGGACUUUGUCUUCAGGUGCAGUCUGCUCUUGAGAAUUGCUUGCAGUCAGGCAUAGCUUGUUCCCUAACUGCAUGGUGAUUGGAGUGGAGGGAAAACGGGUAGUCUAGGAUUAGAGAAUGCGGGUCGAACAAUUGCUUGGUACAUGGUAGGCACUUGCUACAUUUGUUGAACGUGGUGAAUUCUUUAGCCAGAGGCUAGCAUAGUAUUGGUGCCUGGCCACAAAGCCUUAAAUUGCCAUGUUAGUCACCCACCAGGUGCAUUGCUCAGUUAUGCUUUGGAGUGCUUAAUGCAGUUGGUGAGAGCGGGAGCCACACUCAACGUCUCCACCACGAGGUACGCGCAGACGCCAGCCCACAUUGCGGCCUUUGGGGGGCAUCCUCAGUGCCUGAUCUGGCUGAUUCAAGCAGGAGCCAACAUUAACAAACCGGAUUGUGAGGGUGAAACUCCCAUUCACAAGGCAGCUCGCUCUGGGAGCCUAGAAUGCGUCAGUGCCCUUGUGGCGAAUGGGGCUCACAUCGACCUGAGAAAUGCCAGUGGCCUGACAGCAGCAGACAUUGCACAAACCCAGGGUUUCCAAGAGUGUGCCCAGUUUCUCUUGAACCUCCAGAAUUGUCAUCUGAACCAUUUCUAUAACAAUGGCAUCUUAAAUGGGGGUCAUCAGAAUGUAUUUCCUAAUCAUACUAGUGUGGGAACCAAUCGAAAGAGAUGCUUGGAGGACUCGGAAGCCUUUGGAGUAAAGAAAGCUAGAACUGAAGCUCCAAGCUUGGAUUCUGCCGUGCCACUCAUGAAUGGCGACACAGAAGACGAUGCUGACAAAAUGCACGUUGAUAGGGAGUUUGCUGUUGUAACAGGAAGACUUGCAGGGCAUAACAGAAACCUCUGUUGGAGGCAUCCAGGAGAUAUGAAAAACACUAGCUCCGUAUCGAAUACAUUGACAAAUGGAUGUGUCAUCAGUGGACAUUUGGACUUCCCCUCCACGACCCUGCUCAGUGGGAUGGAAAGCAGGAAUGGCCAGUGCUUGACAGGAGCUAACGGAAUUAGCAGUGGAUUAGCCCCAGGACAGCUGUUUCUGCGUAGCCAGGGUUCUGUCUGCGUUAGUGGGAAUGAGGAGCCGGAGGAGACCGUGAGAGCUAAUCCUGAGUUGUGUGGUUCUCUGCACCUGAAUGGGAGUCCAAGUAGCUGCAUAGCCAGUAGGCCUUCCUGGGUGGAAGACAUUGGGGAUAACCUGUACUACGGACACUACCACGGGUUUGGGGACACUGCUGAAAGCCUCCCAGAGCUGAACAGUGUGGUCGAGCAUUCCAAUUCCGUGAAGGUGCAGGAGCGGUACGACAGUGCUGUGCUGGGCGCCAUGCACCUGUACCACGGCUCCUAGAGAUGCUGCCGGGCUCUCGGAAAUGCAGGAGUCCUUCCUGGUAGCCUGCUCAGAAUCCUGAUGUAGCAGCAACUUGAACGAAUGUCACAAUUUGUACCGUUUUUUUAUACUUUAACUUUCUGAAAAAGUUAACUUCGACGGGCUCCCAGCGAGUACUUGUUUGUGCAUGAGUAGGGCUUACUGAGCGCGUAGCUGUUUCGACAGUGAGGUGUCCUUUUUGUAAGAUGCACUUUUGGAGUUUUUCUGAUGCCAGUCUCAACGUUGUCUUUUUAAUACUGUCACCAAAUAUUGCUGUUUUCCCUUUUGUUAAAAGAUUAAAUUAUAUGAUCAAGAUAAAUUGGAGUGGAAAAUGAGGUGCCUGGUAAUUUCUCUCUCUGUACAUGGGCAUCAUUUUAAAAAGCUUGGUUCUCCUGUUUUCUGUAGAGUUUGGCAGAACACAGCUAUUUCCCUAUGCAAGGUACAGCCUUACAAAGAUUUCCGCAGUGAUUUCUGCACAGAAGAACAUUUGUCUUUUCCAUUAAGCUUUGCAGAUCGCCAUGUGGUGGAAGGUUUUAGUUGUAGACACAGUGGACUCUCCUUCAAUGAUGAGAUCACUGCCUUGGGCUGCAUGGAAGACAGGCCCCACCUGGGGCUGCGUUCUGAUUUCCUGUUUUAUUCCACAUCUCCUGCUUGGUUCUGGAACUGUUACCACACAGAAUAGAUUCCUUUGUAUUUAGUGGAAGUUACUAUUUGUAGGAAUUGUCAGGCCAAAAUAUUUAACUGACUUUUGACAUAUUUUCUUUUUUCCUUGUUUUGUUUUCUGGGGUUUUCUGCUCUAAGAUAUAUACCACUCUAUAUAUCCAGUUAACCGAGAGAAUUUUGACUCUCUUACUAAAACUGCAUUAAGUUUUUGAUUUUGUAGAAGUUAGCUUUUGUCUAGGCAACUAGUGGUUAUACUGUGCAAAUAUUGUAAUGAAUUUUUACUUUGUUGAUUUUUGUAAUAAAAAUUGGUGCAGAUAGAGAAAAUAUCAAAUGAACAAACCAGUGUUCUAAGAGUGUUAAUAACAUUUUGUUUUAAAACUGUCCUUCACAAAUGGAAUAAAAAACUCUCACACUCA
Molecule: messenger RNA, 3559 nt
Organism: Callithrix jacchus (white-tufted-ear marmoset)
Lineage: Eukaryota; Metazoa; Chordata; Mammalia; Primates; Cebidae
Source: RefSeq, a predicted model, not a curated record